Helianthus annuus (common sunflower) is the source of this 2162-nucleotide messenger RNA. Its product is annotated as probable protein arginine N-methyltransferase 3. Lineage: Eukaryota; Viridiplantae; Streptophyta; Magnoliopsida; Asterales; Asteraceae. The record is from RefSeq and is a predicted model, not a curated record. Gene Ontology annotation, biological process: peptidyl-arginine methylation. The coding region runs from base 163 to 2016 and encodes 617 amino acids. The transcript has 8 exons. Gene Ontology annotation, molecular function: protein-arginine N-methyltransferase activity.
CCGUCGAACCGGGUAAACCCGACCCAGAUUAACGGGUUUAACCACCAGUCACCUUAACGAUAUCAAAACCCUAAUCUAAAACCCUUGCUUCUUCUGUCUGUUGUUUGUUUGCCGUCAUCGUUCUUGAUUUCAUACAUUCAUAUCGUUUAACCUAUCAAAACAAUGGUGGGUCCACUCUACAAGAAUCUUGACACAGCAAUGGAAGACAAUGAAGAAGAGUUGAACAACAUACAAGACAUUGAUGAUGAUGAUGAUGUUGAAGAAGAAGAAGAAGAACAGAAUUGGGAUGAUUGGACUGCUGAUGGAGAAGAAGGGGAAGAAGAUGACCUGCAAUUGCUCUGUUUGUUCUGUGAGAAUAGAUUUAAAUCAAGUGGUUCACUCUUUGACCAUUGCUUUUCAAGCCAUAGUUUUGAUUUUAAAACCAUCAAGACUACAUUCAAGUUGGAUUUCUAUGGUUGUUUUAAGCUCAUCAACUAUGUUAGAUCUCAGGUGGCAAAUAAUCAAUGUUGGAGCUGUGGAAGUACCUGCAAGUCUAGGCAAGCGCUACAAGAUCAUUUACAUGAACCAUCGGGUUUUGAAAACAGUAAUCUUCCAUGGGACAAUGACAUGUAUCUUAAACCGUAUAUGGAAGAAGAUAAUCUUUUGUAUAGUUUUGAUGAAGAUGAAGAAGUUGACGAUGAUGAUGACACAGUCAGAAAUAUCGAUGGUUUCGAAAAGAUGAGCAUUGAUGACGAAACUGAUCUGGAAUCAUAUGCUUCUGAUCUUAAUCUUCUUAAAUCCUGCAAAGAGAAUGAAGUGAAAGGGGGUACUUCUGUUUCUGCAACUAACGGGGAGAGCUCGGAUGAUAAAAGAUCAAGUAAUUCUUUUGUGAAGGCAGCGAACCGUGAUAUUAUGAUUGUGAAUAAGGACUAUUUUGGCUCGUAUAGCUCAUUUGGUAUACACAAAGAGAUGAUUAGUGAUAAGGUAAGGACAGAUGCUUAUAGACAAGCUAUUGUAGACAAUCCUUCUCUUAUUAAGGGUGCUGUUGUUUUGGAUGUCGGUUGUGGCACCGGGAUACUAAGUCUAUUUGCAGCACAAGGAGGGGCCUCAAUGGUAAAUGCGGUUGAAGCAAGUGGUAAAAUGGCUACAGUUGCCUCUCAGAUUGCAAAGGAUAAUGGUCUGUUGUGGAAUGAAGUUACAAAUGGAAGUACCAAACAGGAAAACGGAGUAGUUAAAGUUAUUAAUAGCAUGGUUGAAGAUCUUAUUGAAUCUGGACAAAUUAAGCCCAAAAGUGUCGAUGUGUUAGUCAGUGAGUGGAUGGGGUACUGCCUACUUUACGAGUCGAUGCUCAGUUCGGUGCUUGUUGCACGUGACCAUUGGUUAAAGCCCGGUGGUGCCAUUCUUCCCGAUACAGCUACCAUGUUUGUUGCUGGAUUUGGAAAAGGUGCAACCAGUAUCCCAUUUUGGGAAAAUGUGUACGGUUUUAACAUGUCUUCUAUCGGUAAUGAGUUGGUUAAAGAUGCUGCUCAUAUUCCUAUUGUCGAUGUGGUGGAUGGAAAUAAUUUGGUGACGAAUACCGCACUUCUCCAGGCGUUUGAUUUGGCAACAAUGAAACCCGACGAAGUCGAUUUCACUGCAUCUGUUCAACUAGAACAAAAGUCAUCAAAUUCAACAGGUGUCGAAUCAACCACAACCAAGUGUUACGGAGUAGUCCUAUGGUUCGAGACGUCAUUCACAAGCAGGUUUUGCAAAGAAGCCCCUACGGUUUUAUCAACGUCACCAUACACCCCUCCAACACAUUGGGCACAAACUUUACUAACUCUUAAUGAACCGAUUUCAUUAUCAUCCAAGAUGUUGACCACCAAGAGUCGUGCAAUGGUGGGCAGUGAAGUCAACCCUGCAGUCAAAAUUGGGGCACGUAUUAGUAUUGCACGGGGUGUUGAACAUCGUAGCAUUGAUAUUUCACUGGAGGUUACGGCUAUUGGGUUUGAUGGUCAAAAGCAAAAAUGGCCCGUGCAGCUGUUUAAUAUGCGUUAGGUCGUUUAAGAAAUAUAAGGUGAUGGUUGUUCCUUGUGGCCUGCAAUUUUGUUGUUUUAGAUAAUUUUGAUAGGAAAGCAACUUUUAUUGCUACUUGUAAUCUUUUUACUCUUGAGUCUCAGUUGUUUUGCCUCUUUUCUUAUAUU